Malus domestica (apple) is the source of this 1829-nucleotide messenger RNA. RefSeq lists its product as uncharacterized. Lineage: Eukaryota; Viridiplantae; Streptophyta; Magnoliopsida; Rosales; Rosaceae. The record is from RefSeq and is a predicted model, not a curated record.
UAACAAAUUCACAGAAAACAGGGGGUUAAUUAAGGCGGACUGGCCACUUUCUGUCACCUUACCAAAAACCUCAUCCUUUCGCCCUCAGCAUGCAUUGAUACCACCAAAGCACAUUUCCUUAAAGAACGUGCACCCAAAAUCACCUCACAUUCUCCGUCCGAUCAAAUCCAACGGCAGAUACCCUGUCAACAUUAACAGGCGUGAACAAACGCACAAUACCAACUCAACGAACGAUACCGCAGAAAUCAGAAACGAAGAGUGAAGACUGAAGAUCUCUGUCCUUUCGUUUCCGCCCAGAACUUUACCAAAAUUACACUAACGCACCCGAACGACAGACAAUAAUGCACCAAAAGUCGGAUUCGGAGGUGACGAUGAGCGUAGAGCAGUCGACGCCGCCGCGGUCGCCUCGCCGCCCGAUUUACUACGUCCAGAGCCCCUCCAACCACGACGUCGAUAAGAUGUCGUACGGUUCGAGCCCCAUCGGCUCGCCGCAGCACCACUACUACCACUGCUCCCCUGUGCACCACUCCCGCGAGUCCUCCACGUCGAGAUUCUCCGCCUCCCUGAAAAACCCCCGCAGCAUGUCCACCUGGCGGAAGCUGCAGCGCGGCGACGAAGUGGAAUUGUCCGAAGACGACGAAAGUGGCUCCGCAGUCGACGACGGCGGCCCGGCGCGUAAUAUUAGGUUGUACUUCUGCUUCGCGCUGCUGUUCGUUGUACUCUUCACGGUGUUUUCUUUGAUCUUGUGGGGCGCCAGCAAGGCUUACGAGCCUCGAGUCAUUGUUAAGAAUAUUGUGUUCGAGAGUUUCAAUAUACAGGCGGGGAGCGACAGGACGGGGGUGUCGACGGAAUUGCUGUCGUUGAAUUCGACGGUUAGGAUCUCUUACAGGAAUCCGGCGACAUUUUUCGGCGUCCACGUCACUUCUACUCCAUUGGAGCUCCACUAUUACCAGCUCAAGGUUGCGUCCGGGCAGAUUGAAAACUUCUACCAAGCAAGGAAGACGCAUCGAACAAUAAGGACGGUUGUGCUAGGGUACCAAGUGGCUCUUUACGGUGGAAUUUCAGAUAUUCAACAUGUUAAAGAGGAUCAGCAGAGAGUGCUAAUACCACUGAAUCUGACGUUCGUUGUGAGGUCAAGAGCCGACAUUUUGGGAAAACUAGUGAAGUCCAAGUUUUAUGAGAGAAUCAGAUGUUCUGUCACCCUUAGAGGAAGCACACUAGGCAAGCACUCUAAUUUGACAGACUAUUGUGUGUACGACUGAAUGAUAUACCAUGUUUAUCACUUGUAAUUUUUUUGGGGAUCUCUUAGCGUGGAUUAAUUGUACCAAUUCAACUGCUUAGAUUAUCUUGAUGUCUCAAGCAACAUCUCUUUCUCGAUGAAGUUCUGCACGAUUUGGUUAGUUCAGAAGUAAGCCUGAACUUACUUUAAAGUCUUUGCUCAGCCCGAACAUUCCUACCUUGCCCUGACUUGAGCGCUAGGGAAUUAUCCAGUGGCCAAGCUCACUAUGCGGCAACAACAUCCAUCCAACAAGCUAUUCUUCUUGUUAGCGAAGGCUUCUUGAAAAUGAGUUGGUGGGAUGACUAGGAGCGGAAGAUGCUAGACACUGGAGGACUUUGGAAAGAACCGAAAUGAGGAGCUACAGGGACCAAAAUGGAAAAGGCACGAAGCAGAGUAACUAGCUAGUUAAUUUAAUAGACACUCCUCUGGCCAGUUAGAAAGGCAAUAAAGUCAGUAUAGACUAUAAAGAAAAGGAUUUUUAAUGUACCCUCAAUACAUCUUGCUACCAUGCAUAUAGUCUCAUUUAAAAAUAAAUUUUUUUUGUCCCCAA